Neltuma alba is the source of this 2512-nucleotide messenger RNA. Its product is annotated as UTP--glucose-1-phosphate uridylyltransferase. The record is from RefSeq and is a predicted model, not a curated record. Gene Ontology annotation, cellular component: ribosome. Gene Ontology annotation, molecular function: UTP:glucose-1-phosphate uridylyltransferase activity; structural constituent of ribosome. The transcript has 20 exons. Gene Ontology annotation, biological process: translation; UDP-alpha-D-glucose metabolic process. The coding region runs from base 248 to 2137 and encodes 629 amino acids. Lineage: Eukaryota; Viridiplantae; Streptophyta; Magnoliopsida; Fabales; Fabaceae.
GUCGUUUUAGGUGGGGGGGAGGCGGAGUAGGAACGGAGAGAAGCCGAACGCUUCCGAGCAUCAGCAUUGAGGGCACCACCCAUCAUCGAGCUGCCAGAACCUCGGGCGGCCGUCGCCAUUUACCGAGCCCCAAGUCCUCCGUCUCUGUCUUUCUCUUUUCUGUUUCAUCUCUUUCCAUCGUAGAGCUCUCUUGGCGGCGCAUCCGUCACACAGUCAGAGUUUGCCUAGCUCCACAAAAUCUGUAAGCAUGACGCUCCAUUCAGUUGUGAUUCAGAAACUGCUGAGCACCAAUGCCCAGAUUGGUCGCCGAGUUGCUGGCCACCAUUUGAAAGUAUACACUUAUGGCAUGCGCAACAAAAUGGUCAUCUUUGAUUCCGAUAAGACCUUAAUUUGUAUGCGCAGUGCCCUCAACUUCAUUGGGUCGCUUGCUCGGCAAAGGGCUCGUUUCAUGUUUGUUAAUACCAAUCCUCUGUUCGAUGAAAUUUUUGAGCAAAUGACGAAGAAAAUUGGUUGCUACAGCCCCAGUGUGAAUGCCCUUUGGCGCACUGGUGGGUUCUUGACCAAUAGUAACAGCCCCAAGAAGUUUCGAUCUCGGAGCAAGAAGCUCAGCUUUGGUCCUACUCAACCACCUGAUUGUGUUGUUAUUGUGGACACUGACAGGAAAUCAACGGUUAUAAAGGAGGCUAAUAAACUGCAAAUUCCUAUUGUAGCUUUGGUUGAUUCUAGCAUGCCAUUGGAAUUUUACGAGCGAAUUGCAUAUCCUGUUCCUGCUAAUGAUUCCGUGAAAUUUGUGUAUACGUUCUGUAAUUUGAUAACCAAGACAUUAUUGCUCGAGCAGAAGAACUUAUCCAGCACUGAAGAUGCAAGUCAAAACGCCCGAGAAGCCAAGCGUAUCAAAGAGCAGAAAAGAAAGAUUAAGUUUACAAAGGGCGAAAUAACUGUUAUCCCUUAUGCUGAUAUAACUCCCGUUGCUGAAGCAGAUAUGGAAGAGACUAAGAAGCUUUUGGACAAGCUUGUUGUUGUGAAGCUCAAUGCUGGAUGGGAAACAAAGACGAUGGGUUUGGACAUCCCAAAAUCUGCUGUUGAUAUCUGUGAUGAGAUGACCUUUAUGGACUUAAUUAUCAACCAGAUUGAGACUCUCAAUUCCAAAUAUGGAUGCGGGGUUCCCUUGGUUCUUUUGAACACAUCUGACAUUCAUGAUAAUACUUUAAAGAUCUUGGGAAAGUAUUCGACAUCAAGCAUCAACAUACAAGCUUUUAAGCAGGAUCAAGGUUUAGAAGAAAAAUUAUCUGGUGAUCAUUCUAGCAGGGGGAAAGCGUAUCCUUUUGAAAACGGUGGUGCAUUCCUUUCACUAGCAGAAUCAGGAACCCUUGAUCAAUUAUUGGCACAGGGCAAGGAGUAUAUCCUUGUAAUCAACUCGGACAAUGUGGCUUCUGCCAUUGAUCCAAACAUAUUAAAUUAUUUGCUUAACAAUAAAAUUGACUAUUGCAUUGAGGUGACUCAAGGCCAUUCCUUAGAUACUCUCUCACAGCCAAAGAGUUUUAAGCUUCUGGAAAUUGCUCGAAAUCCUGAUAAACAGAUGAAGGACGAAGUUAAACUUAUUGAUACAACAAACAUGUGGGUGAACUUGAAAGCCGUUAAGAGACUUGCAGACACUGAUAAACUAAAGUGCAACAAUGAAUCAGUUUCAAAGGAAAAUGACAUUGACCAAAAUCUUAUACAAAAAACAGCACCUGGAUCAACAAUACAGUUGUUUGAUCGUGCAAUUGGUGUCAGUGUACCUGAAUCUCGUUAUCUUCCACUAAAUAGAACAUCAGAUUUACUCCUUACACAGUCAGACCUAUACACUUCCAAGGAAGGUGUUUUAACUCGUAAUCCAAACAGAGCUGAUCCUGUAGAUCCUGAGAUUCACUUGGGACCUGAAUUUGAAAAGGUUGGAGACUUUCUAUGUCGGUUCAAGUCUAUCCCCAGUAUUGUUGGGUUGGAUAGUUUGACAGUAAGAGGUGACGUGUGGUUUGGGGCUAAUAUUACUCUGAAGGGGGUGGUGACUAUUGCUGCAAAACCUGGGAUGAAACUUGAGAUUCCAGAUGGAGUAGUGAUCCAGAACAAGGUGGUCAGUGACCCUGCGGACAUCUAGGGAAUUAUGGUUUGUUGAUUCUCAUGCUUAUUAAGCAGGGGAAGCUUUGGACUUUGCGAUAUUUAGCUUAGCAGUCAGCCAUCUGUAAGCGGUUUAGUUUCUCUGGAGCCAAAGGCUUUUAGGUUUCAGAAAUAAAAAAGAGGUCACUUGCAUAUUCUUUCAAUCAUGGUAGCCAGGUUUUUUGGAUUAAAAAAAAAAAAAUAGUUGAAACCAAGGCAUGCUUCCAGGCUCACACAGUGUUAGUAGAAGUAAUUACAGAUUGUCUACCAACAAAGUAUUUACAUUAGCAAUAGGAUUUGAACUCAUGAUUUUGUGAAAUAUGAGUCAACUCUGCAGAUAUUUAUAUUAUGAUUCUUUACUUUUUCGUGUUUAUUA